This is a messenger RNA of Acanthopagrus latus (yellowfin seabream), 3558 nucleotides long. It is a transcript of the gene kif18a, whose product is annotated as kinesin family member 18A. NCBI's taxonomy places the organism in Eukaryota, Metazoa, Chordata, Actinopteri, Spariformes, Sparidae. Gene Ontology annotation, biological process: mitotic spindle organization; microtubule-based movement. The coding region runs from base 188 to 2941 and encodes 917 amino acids. Gene Ontology annotation, molecular function: ATP binding; microtubule motor activity; microtubule binding. The transcript has 19 exons. The record is from RefSeq and is a predicted model, not a curated record.
AGAGGGCUUGUUUUUGAAAAUAUUGGCGCUUGUCGUGCUAGCUAUGGCCACCUGAGUGUCGCUGGGGAAUUUAUCUUUUCUGCCACGAACUCCUUGUGUCACUUCAGAAAACGUUUCCGCGGUGAUGAGGUGAAAGAUAGCCGUUUCCGACAAAAAGCAAAACUUAAGUCACUGCAGUGGGACCACAAUGGUGAAUGAUGUGUGCAGCCAUGUAAAGGUGGUCGUUCGGGUGAGGCCAACCAGUGACAACGAGAAACGUGAAAACUGUCGAAAUGUGGUCCAGGUUGUUGAUAACCACAUGCUUAUAUUCGACCCCAAGGAACAGGACAUGUCGUGUUUUGGGUCACAAAGAGUUCGAAACAGAAACAGAGAUGUCAACAAGAGGCCUAACAAAGACCUUAAGUUUGUUUUUGACCAAGUUUUCUGCGAGAGCUCUACUCAAGUGGACAUCUUUGAGAACACCACUAAAGGAGUGUUGGACGGUGUGAUGAAUGGAUUUAACUGCACAGUGUUUGCAUACGGUGCUACUGGAGCAGGCAAGACACACACCAUGUUAGGCUCACAAGAUGACCCUGGGGUCAUGUACCGCACCAUGAAAGAACUGUUCAAACGCAUGGAUGAUGCCAAGGAAGAGAAAGAGUUUGCUGUAGCUUUCUCAUAUCUUGAGGUUUACAAUGAACAGAUCAGAGACUUGCUGGCCAAUGUGGGCCCUCUCGCAGUCAGAGAGGACAGUUCCAAAGGAGUAGUUGUUCAAGGACUCUCACUGCAUCAGCCUAAAUCUGCAGAGCACAUCCUAGAGGCUUUGGAUUCUGGCAAUCGCAACAGGACACAGCACCCCACCGAUAUGAAUGCCACCUCUUCCCGGUCCCAUGCUGUAUUUCAGAUAUAUUUGAGACAACAGGACAAAACUGCCAGUCUGAAUCCUAAUGUCUGCAUUGCCAAAAUGAGCCUUAUUGAUCUGGCAGGCUCAGAAAGAGCCAGCGCCACCAACGCCAAAGGGGCACGUUUGCGGGAAGGUGCUAACAUCAAUCGUUCACUCCUUGCCCUGGGAAAUGUUAUCAACGCUCUUGCUGACCCAAAGAGUAAGAAGGCUCAUAUACCAUACAGGGACAGCAAGCUGACACGACUACUUAAAGAUUCCCUGGGAGGCAAUUGCAGGACAGUUAUGAUUGCCAAUGUUAGCCCCUCAUCCAAGUCAUAUGAUGACACCCACAACACACUUAAGUAUGCCAACAGGGCCAAGGAAAUCAAGUCUUCGCUGAAGAGUAAUGUUGUAAGCCUAGACAGUCACAUUGGCCAAUACGCAGUCAUAUGUGAGAAACAACGGCAAGAGAUUAUGCAGUUGAAGAAGAAACUAAAAGAAUAUGAGGAGAAGAACAUGGUGCCUGGCGCUUCUAACAUGAUCUCCUCCGAGAAACAAGCAGAGUUCAAAAGGGUGUCAGAAGCUCUGCAGCAAAUCUUCUCGGGCCGGGCCCAAAUCAGGGGAGAGCAGCUGGAUCUGGAGAGACAACUGAAGGAGAAUGAGCUGCGCCAGCGCUACAGCGAGGAGGACAACCUGCAGGUCCAAUACUUCUGUGCCAAAGAAAAGACUGAGAAGGCCACUUGUAAGCAUGAACGGAAGAUUGCAAGCUUGCGCACUCAGCAGCAACACAUUUGCAAACGUUUGAAGGAGGCAGAAACACGGUUCCUGGACAAUGAUGGCUGGCUACAUCGUGUUGAGAAUGAGAUUAAACUGCUGAAGUCAAAUGAUCAGACCUCAGAGGUGUUAGAGAGGGACCUGCGUUGCCACAGAUUGGAGCUGCAGGUAAAAGAUCUCGAACAACACAUCAGGCAGAUGGUCAAGCUCACUGCACUGCAGGAUCAGGAGAACAAGCGCAUGCAGAAAAUGGUUAACAUCUUGUUGCCAGCUUAUAGUCGGAAUUACUCUGCGUUGCACGAGGCUGGGCUGCUCACAGAAGCAGAAACGAUGGAGAACCAUGAACUUGAGCACCUUGUGUUGAGAGAGAGAGGCGUGGUCUGGGCUGACCAGGAAGGGGCAGGACAGCAGAUGAAAGGUGACGGGAUGGGAGAGGAAUCACAGGAGAUGAAUGAGGCAGGAAGCACUGGGCUCCGCAGCGAGUUGGCACCUGUCCUGUCUUUCUCACAUCUGUUAUACCACCAGAGUAGCCCCUGCAGUGCAGUGGGGCGAACUAAAAGAACAUCAUUGUGCAACACUGUUCCAUCACCAAAAGGUAAGGGAAAUCAUACAGAUAUGAAACAGGAACCACUCCCCAGAAUGCCUAUCAGGAGAAAUCUGUGUGCAUCCCUGCCACCACAAAGCCCCCGGACGAUUACCAAGACCCAAAUGGUUGAGGAGGGCAUGUUCCCUCUCCAGUGCACACCAGAAGCUCAAAACACUGUUCAAGCCUUGCCACUGGGCUCCUCAAGCACCAUGGAUCCCAACAUGACCUUUGAAUUUGUUGACAAUGAUGAUCAAACUGCAAGUAAUGCAACCAUCAUAAUAAGUGGCGAGAGUUCCUGUCACGCGUCAAAGUCUGGGGACUUCUCAGGUCCCAGCCAGCUGCACCAUCUUCCCAAGGCUCCUCAGGGGAACCAGAUUCCUACCAAAAGACAACAGAUCCCGUCUCUACAAGAAGCGAGACGAGCCAACCCGACCUACAUGGAUAUGACGUCUGCUGCACAAGGAAAGCGUAAAUUAAACCGCAGCAUCCGAGAAGAGUUAACUCAGGGUUUCUCUGCACCCAAGCGUAUAAAGAAAGACCCCAUGGUGUCACGGAAACCACUCAGAGUGCAACGUUUCGCUGGUUCAGAGGAGAACAAGGCACGAAGAGUUGUGAGGAGCAUUUCAGAAGGAAAUCUCAGCCUUCUUGAACCUCAAAAAUCCAAGUCAAUUUUCUAUAAAACAUCCCAACAGUUCAAGCGAGUGACUAAACGCAUGUAAAGCCACAUCGUGUUUAGACCAUUUUGUCUGUAUAGACAUUUUCACUAUCCACUUUUUUCCGUCCAUAUUUUCUUUUCCUAGAUACUGUCUAAGGCCUCAGAAGAUGUGGCCAUCGGGUCGUUUUUUCCAACACAACUGCUAAUGAAAUAAGAUGAAGUGCCGUGAAGUUGCAUUGUUUUGUUAUGCUCUUUGAUUUAGCCUUACCCUGCAGUGAAACUACUUGAUUGUAUAUAAGUGUUGUAUAGUUAUUGGACAUCUGUUUAGACUUUUCUUUUGAUUGUUUAAAGAAUUUUGUCGUGUCAUUUCCGCUUUUUGUCAUUUUUAAUCCAACCGUGUACACACUAACAGCAAGAAAUAAAGCAACAUCUCCUGUGGAUUUUCCGUGUUUGUUGCACGUUACGUACUAUCCUUUUACUAUCCUCGGCAUGGUAGGUGACAUUUGACAGGGCAGCUAAUAUCAGAGGUAGACUACACAUGACCUCAGGUGGAGUUAUAGAAAAAAAUGAAGCUCUUCACUGAGCUGUUUGUGUUUUUAUGUUUUAUUCCCUUUUUGUCUUGUACAUAUAAUAACAACAUGGGGUUAUUGAUAUUUCAUAAUAAAAGUGCUUGUAACAGGA